Molecule: messenger RNA, 1860 nt
Organism: Vicia villosa (hairy vetch)
Lineage: Eukaryota; Viridiplantae; Streptophyta; Magnoliopsida; Fabales; Fabaceae
Product: glucan endo-1,3-beta-glucosidase 5-like
Exons: 2
Coding region: 249-1733 (494 amino acids)
Biological process (GO): carbohydrate metabolic process
Cellular component (GO): plasma membrane
Molecular function (GO): hydrolase activity, hydrolyzing O-glycosyl compounds
Source: RefSeq, a predicted model, not a curated record
UGCUGAGUUACUAGUACUACCAAAGGAAAAGCAAAAAGAUUCUCAUUAUCUCACUUACUAGUUACUCACUCACUCAUCAUUUUGGUUAAGUUAAAUGCAAAAAGCAGCUUAACUCAAAAAGCACUUCCAACUUCAUCUAUAACUUUCUCACUUCAGUUUCAGCUUACAUCUAUUACCCUCCUCUGUCUUUUAACUCAACCCUUACCUUACUUUACUUUCCCCUCCCUACCUUUCAACUCUUUCACUUUAUGCUAACCUUUCUGAGAACUCAAAACUUCACUAUGCGUUGUGGUGUUGUUGUUGCUGUUGUUAUCUUGUUCUUUAACGCGUUUUUAGUGUCUCGUGUGAGUGGAAUCGGCGUAAACUGGGGUACUCAAUGUACGCAUCUUUUGUCACCGACCACGGUUGUGAGAAUGCUGAAAGAUAACGGGAUUCAGAAGGUGAAGCUGUUUGAUGCUGAUCCCAAUAUCUUAGACGCGCUUAAGAAAUCUGGUAUUCAGGUUAUGGUGGGGAUUCCUAAUGACAUGCUUUAUACUCUUGCUAAUAGUCUUCAAGCUGCUGAAAGAUGGGUUUCUAAGAAUGUUUCUGCUCAUGUUUCUUCUGGAGGUGUUGACAUCAGAUAUGUUGCGGUGGGGAAUGAACCAUUUCUGUCAACAUACAAUGGCACUUUUGAAGCCACUACACUCCCAGCUCUGCAAAACAUCCAGGCAGCUCUUACAAAAGCCGGUUUGAGUACUCGAGUCAAAGUUACUGUCCCAUUAAACGCGGAUGUGUAUAUAAGCGAAACAAGUAACCCAUCCGACGGUGAUUUCAGGCCGAAUAUCAACAACGUCAUGCUGCAGAUAGUCAAGUUCUUGAGUGACAACGGAUCUCCUUUUACCGUAAACAUAUAUCCUUUUAUCAGUCUCUACUUGGAUCCCAGCUUCCCCGUCGAUUAUGCUUUUUUCAAUGGCUUUCAAGCUGCUAUAAAUGACAAUGGAAAGAUCUACGACAACGUGUUUGAUGCUAACCAUGAUACACUAGUAUGGGCACUGCAGAAACACGGGUUCGGAAACUUGCCUAUAAUUGUUGGGGAAAUUGGGUGGCCAACCGAUGGAGACAGAAAUGCAAAUCUUCAAAGUGCUCAACGCUUUAACCAAGGUUUUAUGUCGAGGUAUGUUUCCGGUAAGGGCACGCCGAUGAGGCCUAAUCCUAUAGAUGCCUACUUGUUUAGCUUCAUAGAUGAAGAUAAUAAGAGCAUUCAGCCCGGGAACUUCGAACGCCAUUGGGGGUUGUUUUACUUAGACGGACAGCCCAAGUACCAACUUAAUCUCGGAACAGGCCGGGCGACUGGAUUGGUGGGAGCUAGCGGCGUCCAACAUUUGGAGAAAAAGUGGUGUGUGUUGAAACCAUCAGCAAACCUCAAUAGUGAUCAAUUGGCACCAAGUGUGUCAUAUGCCUGUCAAAAUGCUGAUUGUACAAGUCUUGGGUAUGGAACAUCAUGUGGUAAUUUGGAUGUGAAAGGAAAUAUCUCUUAUGCAUUUAACAGCUACUACCAAGUGAAUGACCAGAUGGAUAGUGCAUGCAAAUUUCCUGGACUUUCCAUGAUCACUGAUAAAGAUCCUUCAUUUGGAACUUGCAAAUUUAGAAUCAUGAUUGAGACAGAUUCUGCUGAGCUAAAUGGUAUGGUUGGAUCAACAACAACAGUACUCCUUGCUUUGGUUGUUUUACUGUUGUGUAAUGUUUCAUUUUGAUUUGCUUGUUUCUUUUUUAAUUUAUUAUUUUUGGAUGACUUGAUGUGUAUUACAAAUUCUCGGUAUGUAUGGGUUUAACCGGUGUAAAAAAAGCACUUGUAGCAAUGGAAUAUGCAAUGAUUUGUCA